AUGGUCGAAAGUGCUGGAAGUUAUUUAAACCUUUAUACGGUCUUUACCGUAACGUCCUUUUUCGCUUUCGAAAAUAAAUUUGUAAUCGCUAAUAUAUUUUUAAAAUUGUCGAAAAUUUGCGGGGCUCCUUUGGUAUUUUAUUCCGGUAGCUUAACGGCCUUUUCCAACGUGCUCGACGUAGCGUUAAGCGUUAUUAUAAACGGUACGAAAUUGCAAAUGCCCUUUUCAAAUUUGCUCGAUCCUUUCCGGUUAAUCGGUGCAAAAGCGAAUGGUUACCGGGUUACGGGCCGAAUGCGGGGUUACUUAAUAAUAAUGUUAUUUUACGACAUAAAAAGGAAAGUGGUAAGAAAAGUCCUCGUUUUAAGAGGACUAAAAGCGGUCCUUAUAUGCAAAGCUUUCAGUUCCAAGAACUACUUUUUGGGUUUCGUAAUCCGUAUUACAUACGGAUCCAUAACACGCUUUAAGCUUUAA
This is a messenger RNA of Gaeumannomyces tritici R3-111a-1, 471 nucleotides long. RefSeq lists its product as hypothetical. The record is from RefSeq and is a predicted model, not a curated record. The transcript has 4 exons. Bases 1 to 471 code for a protein of 156 amino acids. NCBI's taxonomy places the organism in Eukaryota, Fungi, Ascomycota, Sordariomycetes, Magnaporthales, Magnaporthaceae.